AUGGAGCUCCCUGAACCGUUUGCCAGCAUCCCGCGGGAAUCCUUCCUGUUCGGCCCCUCGCCCAUCCAGGCGUUGCCCAACAUCAGCCGCGCGCUGGGCGGCAAAGUGAACAUCUACGCCAAGCGAGAUGACUGCAAUUCCGGGUUGGCGUAUGGAGGGAACAAGACAAGAAAACUAGAGUACCUUGCUUCGGACGCCCUGGCGCAAGGAUGCGACACCCUGGUCAGCAUCGGCGGAUACCAGUCGAACCACACGCGGCAGGUGGCCGCCGUGGGGGCCAAGCUGGGGAUGAAGGUGUCGCUGGUGCAGGAGAAGUGGGUGCCGUGGGAGGACCCUGUGUACGACAAGGUGGGCAACAUCCAGCUGUCGCGACUGAUGGGGGCGGACACGCGGCUGGACCCGUCGCCGUUUGGGAUCGAGCACAAGGCGACGCUGCGGGCGUUGAGCGCGGAGAUUGAAGCCCGGGGCGGCAAGCCCUACUACAUCCCCGCGGGGGCGUCGGACCACCCGCUGGGCGGGCUGGGGUUUGCGCGGUGGGCGUUUGAGGUCGAGGCCCAGGAGCGCGAGCUGGGCGUCUUCUUCGACACGGUGAUUGUGUGUGCGGUGACGGGGUCGACCAUGGGGGGGAUGGUGGCCGGGUUCAAGCUGGCGCAGGUGAAGAACGGCUCGCGCCCGCGCAAGGUGAUUGGGAUCGACGCCUCGGCGACGGUGCCGCAGACGUUUGCGCAGGUGCUGCGCAUCGCGCGCGUCACGGCCGUCAAGAUCGGCCUGCGCGAGGAGGACAUCACCGAGGAGGACAUUGUGCUGGACGACCGCUACCACGCGGGCGUCUACGGCGUGCCCGACCAGCAGACCAUCGCCGCCAUCAAGUUCGGCGCUGCCACCGAGGGCUUCAUCACCGACCCGGUCUACGAGGGCAAGAGUCUGGCGGGGAUGAUCGACAUGGACCUUACUAUCUUCCUAUCAACAUGA
Messenger RNA from Penicilliopsis zonata CBS 506.65, 972 nucleotides. RefSeq lists its product as hypothetical. Lineage: Eukaryota; Fungi; Ascomycota; Eurotiomycetes; Eurotiales; Aspergillaceae. Gene Ontology annotation, molecular function: D-cysteine desulfhydrase activity; pyridoxal phosphate binding; 1-aminocyclopropane-1-carboxylate deaminase activity. The transcript has 3 exons. Gene Ontology annotation, biological process: amine catabolic process. The record is from RefSeq and is a predicted model, not a curated record. The coding region runs from base 1 to 972 and encodes 323 amino acids.